AUGACUGAAAGGAGCGUAUCGGGCGCUGGUUCCGACAGGACUGCAUCUGCCAAGUCCAAGACCGGUGACGCAGCAAAGGAUGCGCGCGCAAAGGAAUCGCAAACAAUAUCUGCUGCCAAGGCUGAAAUAUCUGGCUCUGGCAGUCAUUCUAGUCCCAAAAAGCGCCGCAAGGUCAAUCACGCAUGCGUUUACUGUCGCCGCUCGGAACGACCUUGUGCACGAUGCGUAAAGCGCAAUAUCGGUCAUUUGUGCCAUGACGAGCCCAGGGAACCUGCGAAACGCGCUCGAAGCGACCAGGAGCAUUCCGCGGCAGACGAAGAAGGGUCGUCCAACAAUGAGCUGGGCAACGUUCAAAGUAUGCCACGGAAUGUCGAUGUCCCGGAUGCUGCCGGUCAGCAAAUCCUCUCAGACGGUACGAUCGGAAUUCAGCCCUCCUCGGUGCAGCCAGCAAACAUUUCUUCGUCCGGCCAGGGCCUCGAUAGCAAUCCGCAGCAGUUGAUGCCCUACAACGACUGGAUGGGUGGACAGAACCAGUUUCAGGAUAUGCACUCUCUUCAUCCAUCGUACAUGUUUAAUGCCCCUGAAGUGACGAAUGAGUACAACUUGCUCGGCGAUUUCCUCAGCAACAGUUUGCUAGAUGAUGGGGCGAUCUUCCAGAAUCAGGACAACCCUCAAGGGAUUUACUCCGAUCCUUCUCUGAUGAACUCGAUGAAUACAAUGAAUAUGCCAAACGGGUUACAACUCCCUGCGCAGCUUCCUCCUCCGGCUGUACCCCACGGGGACUCCAUCCAACGGACGGCUGCUCCAGCAGUGGUGAAUGACAAAGCACGCGAGACAUACUAUAUGACCGCGGCUGAUCCGUCCGGAUCAGACCCGCCAGAGGAGCGCAUGAAUAAGCUCCUAAAAGCAAAGUAUGAUGCUGGUUUGCUGAAGCCUUUCAACUACGUCAAGGGCUAUGCUCGGCUCAAUCAGUACAUGGAAAAGAACAUGCAACAAAUUUCUCGGCAAAAGAUUCUCCGACAACUUGACAAGUUUCGCCCCAAGUUCCGAGAGCGCAUGCAGAGUCUAACGGAUAUUGAGUUGAUUCUGGUGGAAAUGUGGUUUGAGCGAAGUCUGAUGGAGUAUGAUCGCGUUUUUGCUAGUAUGGCUAUCCCGGCCUGCUGCUGGCGACGAACCGGUGAGAUCUUCCGUGGCAAUAACGAGAUGGCACAGUUGAUCGAUGUACCAAUAGAGAGUUUGCGAGAUGGAAAACUUGCCAUUCACGAGAUCAUUGUCGAGGACCAGCUAGUCAGCUAUUGGGAGAAAUUUGGAGCCAUUGCCUUUGACAACACUCAGAAAGCUAUGCUUACAAGCUGUACUCUGAAGAGUCCUAAUGGGUCUGGCGACGGAAUCCAAUGCUGCUUCUCAUUUACGAUUCGACGGGAUAACCAUAAUAUUCCCUCCCUUAUCGUUGGGAACUUCCUUCCCACCCAGCGGAUACACAAGUAG
Messenger RNA from Penicillium longicatenatum, 1488 nucleotides. It is a transcript of the gene acuM, whose product is annotated as gluconeogenesis transcription factor RDS2. Gene Ontology annotation, cellular component: nucleus. Lineage: Eukaryota; Fungi; Ascomycota; Eurotiomycetes; Eurotiales; Aspergillaceae. Gene Ontology annotation, molecular function: zinc ion binding; RNA polymerase II transcription regulatory region sequence-specific DNA binding; DNA-binding transcription factor activity, RNA polymerase II-specific. The coding region runs from base 1 to 1488 and encodes 495 amino acids. The transcript is spliced from 6 exons. The record is from RefSeq and is a predicted model, not a curated record. Gene Ontology annotation, biological process: regulation of DNA-templated transcription.